Molecule: messenger RNA, 7882 nt
Organism: Cyprinodon variegatus (sheepshead minnow)
Lineage: Eukaryota; Metazoa; Chordata; Actinopteri; Cyprinodontiformes; Cyprinodontidae
Gene: nlgn2b
Product: neuroligin-2-like
Exons: 9
Coding region: 1109-3706 (865 amino acids)
Biological process (GO): modulation of chemical synaptic transmission; postsynaptic membrane assembly; neuron cell-cell adhesion
Cellular component (GO): postsynaptic specialization membrane; synapse; cell surface
Molecular function (GO): neurexin family protein binding; signaling receptor activity
Source: RefSeq, a predicted model, not a curated record
ACUGACGGAAGGAGAGAGGUGGGCUCUUCAAACCACGAGCCGCGGAGCUCUGCGCCGGUGCGGGCAUCGACAGGCUUCACAUUAUACUCGCUCGCCCGAUUCCCCUUAACGUCUGAUCGCGCCCUUCGUUCUCUCACAUCAUGAGGUCCAAACGGAGGAUGCCCGCUCUGUUUGUUAUUCCAGCCGGGAGAGCGCGGCACGCACGCGCGUAAAGCAAGACAAGAUCGGACACCUUUGAGGCGCUCCUUUAUACCUAAGGACAAAACCUGCUUUUUGCUGUUUAUUUUCAUAGUAUAUGGUAUAUAGUUGAGCGGAUCCCACCUUGGAUUACCAUCAGCGCGCACAUAUGGGGAAGAGAGGACACAGCAGUGCGUUCACUUUUGAAGCAGCGCACAGGAUCUUGACGCUAUUGCGUUACGCAUCUGUCUCCCAGUGAGCCUUUUUUUUUAUCCCUCCCUAUCCACAUACCCGUUCAAAUUGGGUUCUCUGCACCAUUUUUCUUAGCCUCAGAAAAAAAGUCAAAUAUCGGUGUUGGAAGGAAAAGAGAGCGGGGUGUGUGUAGUCUGAGGGGAACGAGAGGAGGAGGAGGAGGUGGGGGGGCGAAGAAUGAGGUGUGUUUUCUCUCUUUUUUUGGGAAAAGCCGGAGAAAGACAGAAGAAGGUGUAUAACCCGCUGCCCUGCGAGAGCCUGCGUCGCGCGCUGCCCUCUUGAGAAAUAACUGCGAUCAGAGGAGAAAUGGCCUAGUUAAAAAAAAUAAUAAAUAAAGAUCAGAGCACAGAAGAAUCGUGCAGUGGAUGGACGGGUCAGCGUCAUCGAGAUCUUCUUAAAUCCCCGGCGCACACAUCACCUCUUUAAGGUUUACGUGGUGUCCUGACUGCAGCGCUGGACUUAUUUUAAAAGAGCUUGACGGAUGAACCCACAGAAUCUAACUGAGAAUGCUCCGUGCCCCCUUACUUCACCAUGUCUCUAUAGAAACCUAUUUAACUGCCCCCCUUCCACCAUUCCUCCUUUUGCCUUUGUUGUUCCCCUAUAACCUCCUGGGUCUUUGAUCCUCCCUCUGUCCCAGCCGCAGUCCCUGUGAUCUGAGUCCAAUAGUUUUAUUUUGGAAAUGUUCAUUUUUCCAAUCAAUGCUGCCAGCCACCACGGCUACGGUGGGAAGCGUCUGGAUACUUCUCAGCCGACCUCCAAACCCUGUCUGAUGUGGCUCUUGGGACUAGUGCUGCACCUGACUCUCUCUUCCUCUCAGCGUAUCGACCUGAAACAUCCAAUAGUUUCAACUGGGUAUGGAAAGGUCCGUGGAAUCAGAAAAGAGCUAAACAAUGAGAUCUUAGGCCCGGUGGAACAGUUCUUAGGCGUGCCAUAUGCCACUGCACCCAUCGGCGAGCGGCGCUUCCAACCCCCUGAAGCCCCGGGCUCCUGGCAGGAGAUACGCAACACCACCCAGUUUGCACCGGUGUGCCCCCAGAAUGUGCAUGGGGUUUUACCAGAGAUCAUGCUGCCGGUUUGGUUCACGGACAACCUGGAUGCAGCAGCGACCUAUGUUCAGAACCAGAGCGAGGACUGCCUUUACCUCAACAUUUAUGUGCCCACUGAAGAUGGUCCGCUGACAAAAAAAAAUGAUGAGUCCUCCAUGAACAGACCAAGGGAUGAAGAUAUACGAGAUCGUCGAAAGAAGCCAGUCAUGCUCUUUAUCCAUGGAGGCUCCUACAUGGAGGGCUCAGGCAACAUGUUUGAUGGGAGUGUCCUUGCUGCCUACGGAAAUGUGAUUGUUGUCACCAUGAACUAUCGCAUUGGUGUGCUCGGGUUUCUGAGCACAGGGGACCAAUCUGCUAAGGGGAACUAUGGUUUGUUGGAUCAGAUCCAGGCUCUGCGCUGGCUCAAUGAAAACAUUGGCCACUUUGGAGGAGACCCAGAGAGAAUCACGAUCUUUGGCUCUGGAGCUGGUGCUGCCUGUGUGAACCUUCUCAUCCUCUCCCAUCAUUCUGAGGGUCUGUUCCAGAGGGCUAUCGCUCAGAGUGGCUCAGCUAUCUCCAGCUGGUCGGUCAACUACGAUCCACUGAUAUACACCAAAGUGCUGGCCAAGAAGGUGGGCUGCACCGUGAGAGACAUGGCAGAGCUGGUGGACUGUCUGCGACGGAAAAGUUACCGAGAGCUAGUUGACCAAGACAUUCAACCGGCCCGCUACCACAUUGCAUUUGGGCCUGUGGUGGAUGGGGAUGUGGUGCCGGAUCACCCAGAGAUCCUCAUGCAGCAGGGCGAGUUUCUAAAUUACGACAUACUGCUAGGGGUCAACCAGGGGGAAGGCCUGAAGUUUGUGGAUGACAGUGAAGGAGAAGACGGGAUAUCAGCAGCUUCAUUUGACUACACAAUUUCAAACUUUGUGGAUAAUCUCUAUGAAUACCCUAUAGGUAAAGAUAUCCUAAGGGAAACAAUAAAGUUUAUGUACACAGACUGGGCUGACAGGGACAACAGCGACAUGCGCAGGAAGACCCUCCUGGCUUUGUUCACAGACCACCAGUGGGUGGCCCCAGCUGUUGCCACAGCCAAACUGCAUGCAGAGUUUCAGUCACCGGUCUACUUCUACACCUUCCAUCACCACUGUCAGACCGAGGCACGGCCAGACUGGGCAGACGCGGCUCAUGGAGACGAGAUCCCAUAUGUGUUUGGCAUCCCCAUGGUGGGAGCCACUGACCUUUUUCCGUGUAACUUCUCCAAGAACGAUGUAAUGCUCAGUGCUGUGGUCAUGACCUACUGGACCAACUUUGCAAAGACAGGUGAUCCCAAUCUACCUGUUCCUCAGGACACAACAUUCAUUCACACCAAGCCUAACCGCUUCGAGGAAGUCAUCUGGACCAAAUUUAGCUCCAAAGAUAAGCAGUACCUGCAUAUUGGCCUGAAGCCACGCGUCAGAGAUAACUACCGUGCCAACAAGGUUGCUUUUUGGCUUGAGCUUGUCCCGCAUCUCGUCAGCUUGCGUGACGAUCACUUAAAUCCACUCACAACUCAGCUGCCACCUGGAGGUACCACCCGUUGGACGGUACCGCGUCCUGGCGCCCGCUCAACCCAGCAACCAGUAAUGUCCACCUAUCCACCGGAACUUGAUCCUGACAGCUCAGAAAGACCUCGCAUCACUCCCUUCCCAAGCGAGACGAGGGACUAUUCCACUGAGCUGAGCGUGACAGUGGCUGUUGGUGCAUCUCUUCUUUUCUUGAAUGUGCUGGCAUUCGCAGCACUUUAUUAUAAACGGGAUAAGCGCCAUGAACUCAUGCAGAGGCGUCACCGUCGGCUCUCCCCACAACGAGGCACAACAAUGGGCAUUGGGGUUGGCAUGGGAGUUGUGGGCGCCCCACCGCACAAUGACCUGGCACUGAGUCAGGAGGAGGAGCUGAUGUCACUGCAGAUGAAGCAACAGAGGGUGGAACUAGAGCACGGGACACCCCUCCCUUCCCGCGCAGUCCAUGGCGACCUAGAACCUCUACGGCCUCCCGUGUGUCCACCUGACUACACACUAGCCCUGAGGCGGGCACCGGAGGAUGUGCCACUGAUGACCGCCAACACCAUUACCAUGAUCCCCAGUACCAUUAGCAGCAUCCAGCCACUCCAUCCCUUUAACACUUAUCCCCCCGUCCCAGCCCCUUCGUCAACGCCUGUCCCCAGCCACAGCAACAAUGCCCUGCCUCACCAACACUCUACGACCCGUGUAUAGGACCAGGCACAAGCUCUGCUAUUUCUUUGGGCUCAGCAAGUUGCGACACAUAAACUGCUUCAUUCCAGCUUCACCUUUCACCAAACUCUAUUCUUCUUUAUUGUCUUUACAUCUUCAUCAUCAAGCCCUCAGAUAAAGCUGCAGUUUGCAAGAUUUGAAAGCGAUGAAAUACCUCGAAGCUAUGAUCACAACUUAAUGGGGACUAGAUUGAAAACGCUCCUUGGUCAUAACGCUUUUUGGUGUUAUAGCCCGAUGAAUAUUUGGUGCUUAUGAAAGGUCACCAGUCAUGCCGCUUUAGGCUUGUAGCUCUCUCAAUCAUCAUCCAGACUUUUAAUGUGUAGUUCAGUUUUUUGGCGCAUGUAUAUCUUUCAUGAAAGUGUGGAGCUAUGUUUAACAAAGAGUACAAACACACAUUGUCAUUCAUUUAGGGAGAAGAUGAUACAGUAGCAAACAGCUUUGUGUGAGGCAGCAUAUGUCCCAGCAAGCUGUCUGUCAUAAAGCACUGCUUUCUUGAAGCUUACAAAUUGCAGCUUUAAAGGCCCAAUCUGGAAGGGAGACUUGGCACCCCAUACAGAGCACUGUGCUCCAACAGAUGUCUCUGCAUUUUGAUUUUCAGAGCUUAUUGUAUAUAGUAAAGUAUAGAGCUAAUGUUUGACAGCUACAAAUGACUAAAUCUGUUUUAGAUUGAUGUACUUUCAAUAUUUACAGUGGUGUGGAAAAUCUUCAUACAUUUUGAACUUAUUUACAGUAUCAAUUGAUCACAGUAUGACCGCAAAUCCCAACACAUAGUAGGACCUAAUUGUGGUUGGAAGGUGGUUUCUCAAACUGUUUAUAAAUAAAACCCAACAGCAGAGUUAUAUUCAGUCACAAAAUCUUUUUUUAAUGGGUAGAGGGGGGUCUUUCUUCACUUGUUUUCAUCUAAAGACCUACAAAGGGAUUUAUGUAUAUUUUUUGUAAAAUAGUUACAAUUUCAGUCAAAAAGGAAUUGGAAGCAUCUUUGAAAACCAAUUUUUAAGUCUUGCCAUAGAUUCCCCAUUGAAUUUUGGUCUGACUUUGACUGAGCCACUUUGUAAAGUACACGCUCAGUUUCAUUAUAUGGAAUCAAAAUUUCCUAAAAUUACCGGUGCAAAUUAAAAAGAAAAGUAAAUGCAGUCGUGAGAAGUAAGUCAAAAUUUCAUACUGGAAACUUAUAUGUUGCUUACCAAUGUUGAUCUCAAUAUCCGACACAGCUAAACACCUUGCUUGAGAAGCAUUUCCAUAUUUGUAGUCAAUUUGUUCUUCUUUAAUUGGUAGUUUUAUGUUUUUCUUUAAGGACGGGCCUACACAGUACAAUAUUUUCAAUCAGUGCUCUCACACUGCACAACGAAACCACACAGUUUAAAAGUUAAUAUCAUGAUAGAGCCGAUGUUCUAAUCUGAUCUUACUGGUUACACUGUGCGUCCUGUAUACCACAUGACAAAAAAAGUUUGCAGCAAACAAAUUCUUGGAUGACUGAAAAAGCGGCCCUAAAAAGAGGUUGUACAGGUUGUGCCCAUUCAUAAGGAAUGUGUUGCUGCAUUAAAAUAUUCCCUGAGCCUAUAUUGCUAAUGGCAAUUUUUCCAGUUCAGUUCAAUCCUUACUUAACACAUUCCACUAGUUAUUUAAAUAGGAACCUUUGUAAACAGUGUAAUAACCUUGUGUAAUAUAUGACAAGUUAACUAGCCCGCAAUAGUUUUUUUUUUUUUUUGCUUAACAAAAAUUUUUCUUGCAAUUCAUUUGCAAAUAAAAAGAACAUUUCUUUUGAGCACCACUAAUGCAAGCACUAGUACCACCAGUUGAACUUAUCUUACAAUUAGGGAGCCUCUAUUCUGAUUUAUGCAGUUUGGUUUUAACCUCCACAUAAGUUUUAUAACUACUUUGAACUUUUUUCUGCCAUCCCUUGAUGUUCCCUUAUUUUUUUAGUUUAUUUUAUUUAUUUUUUAUUAUCCACAUGCAACAUUUUUUAAGACUUCAUUGUAAAACUUACAAAAGAAAGUUGAAAGUAGGAAAUCUGCUCUCCAAAAAUCCAUAUUUAUGUUUGCAGGUGAUCCUGACAGCUACAGUUAAAUUACAUUUAAAAAAAGUAAAAAGUUCCUGAUUGCUUUUUGUUUAUUUUGUGGGGUGCUAUUGUCAAAAACUUUCCAGAUUGGUGCUUAGCCUUUGCUGAAAGCAACUGACUACCAUUUAGCAGGAUAUGGGCUGGAAACUAGGCUACCCAUAAAACCCCACCACAUCCAUGUCUCGCAGGCUUUGCUCAUUUUUAUUGUUAUAUUUGUUUUACAUUUGUUAUCUCUGUGUCCUUAUUCUCCAAUUCAACUCAUUUAACUGCUUCUGUCUUCUCGCUGCCAUUCAGCCCCUCCCAUGCAUCCUCUCUUGUAGCUCUUCUGAUUAAACUACAUCAGCAAAAUUCACUUUUUCUGUCCUUCUCUCAAUCACUUAUAGACUCUCUUUUCCUUUUAGAGUCUUUUAUACAAAAGAACCCACAAAUGUAAAUUAUGUAUUAUUAAUAAAUUGUAAGGAUAUGAAUGAAAAAAGAUAUUCUGAUAUCUCGUUUUUACCAGCAUUCUUGGUGCCAAGUACUGUGACAAAGUUCCUCUUUGGCCAGUGUCCGGUGGACCGCUUGCCGAAGUCCGUUCUGACUGUAUCUAUUGAAGAAAAAAAAAAAAAGGAGUUCCCAUCAAAAGAAAGUGCCAACCCCUUUACCUUUCAUUUCAAACCACACACUCUUUGUGUUUAUUUACACUCAAUGUUGCACUGUGGCUGGUCUCUUAUAUAAAGAGAAAUCAGAUUUAAUAUAUCCUCAUUUAGAAGAAAAAAACAUAUAAAGUUUUAUUAACUACUUUGCUGUGUGGGAUAGUUGCAUGUUUUUUUUUUUUUAGUUACUUGCAAGUGUGUGGGUAGAGUUUUCAUUUCAAAAAGUUAAUUUCAAUUGCCUUGAUUCUUUUUCAUUGAACUGUCUUUAUUUUGGAAAUGUUUUAUUUUUUACUUUGAAUAUCAGCUGCACUUUGUGGUACUUCAGAAAGUAUUAAAGAGAUAAAUAUUUGUGUAAAGCUAUGAUUAUAACAAAGAGAGUAAAUAUUUCCUCUUUAUUUUUUUCAUUUACUAACACCACGGCUGUGCCACAAGACUACCAGAGACUGAUGAGAGCCUUGUUUUUUUUUAUUUUAUUUCCAUUUUUCUUUCUUUUACAACUGUCAAGUUUGCACAGCUACUGUCUCUCGAUCUCAUCUGAGGACAGCACUUUUUAUGUGACAAAAGGAAAACAGAGACAUGAGUUCUUCACAUGAAUAAUCUAAGUAAGGUUAAUGUAUGUGAUUGACAUUAACUUAAUGCUUCAAGCACUGGGAGGACAGCUUAGUUGUUUUUUUUUGUUGUUUUUUUUUUGGUUAGCUCUUUUGUUGUCUCUUGGUUUUCGCUUCGGCAUGGCGGGUGAAAGGAAAAUAUAUAUUUAUGGUUAAAAAAAAAAAAAAAGAUGAGAGAGCCGUGUAUGAUCGUCUCACUUGUUUCGCACAAACGAACACAUGGAUGGGUCAUACUCUGGACAAUAAUGGGAAAAAACAACAACAACAAAACGUUGACAUUAGGACAAUAAUGGGAAAGCAGUGAUUUACUGGUGAUAACUGUCCGUGUGUUCACAGAAUACAUAAGAACAGAAAAAAAAAAACCCUGAUUAAACAAGACGUUGCUCACAAAAUGUACCACAAAAGGAGAGGUGACUGGGAUUAGUCCCCCUCCUGUCUGGGACGACCUGCGUCCUGUCUGCUUUGAACGACGACGCUCCUGGAUCCAGACUGCCAUCCCCUACACUGGGCUGGAGCGAGCUGGGAGGACGAAAAACCAACACAGAGAACCACGAACUGAACUUUAUUUUUUAUUUUUGAGUGUACCCCCAACAAACUGGAAUUUGUAAAUAUUAUGUUUGUUGUUUGGUUUUUGAGUGAUUGGCCAGAUCUUUACUUUGAGACAACAGGUGCAAGUUUAGGUGACUUACAUGAUUUUAACGCUCACGUACACAGCUGGUUUGAUGCUCCUUUCUUUUACAAUGCCUUGCAAAAGUGUUCAUAGGCAUAAUACAUACAUUUUUGCCCACAUUGCAGCCACAAUUUCCUUUGUAGUUCAAUAGGAUCUAAUUGAAAACUAUAUUUGUGAAGUGGAAGG